AUGGCAAAAAUACUUGGGACCCUCCCUUCGAAGUACAACGCGUUCAUCUCGGCCUGGGACAGCGUCAGUGCAGCGGAACAGACACUCCUUUUGCUACGAGAAAGACUGAUUCGAGAGGAAGCCUGGAUGACAUCCACAGAUGAAAUAAGCAGCGCCCUGGCUGCAACCACCAUCUCCACAGAAGGUAAACGAGGCCGCCAUCAUCGCCGCAACGGUGAAGAACCGCAUAAAAAGAAGAUCGUGUGCUGUUUCUGUAGUAAAACCGGUCACCUUGCCAAAUAUUGCUUCGCUAAAAAGAAGGCAUUAAAAACGCGAGACAAUAAUAAAACGAACGGGUCUAAAUGCGACGAUUCAGCUAAUUUCGCCGCGUUCAUUGCUUGUCAAGCCACGAAUGGCUCGAAUACCGAAAAUCCCUCUCAUACAGCCGAUCCGAAUCUGGCCGCUUUCCUCAAACUUGACGAAAAACACAUUGGGCUUCUCGAUAGUGGCGCUUCGAGGCACCUCUGUUGUCGAAGGGAAUGGUUUACCGAAUUCACGCCGUAUAAUAACGAACAUGUUUGUCUCGGUGACAACACUAAUUUAAAAGUGGAUGGCCGCGGAAAAAUAUUCAUUUCUCGAUUGAUAAAUAAUCAAUGGCACGAUGGUGAAAUCAAUUUUAUAUAUUCCGUACUUAGAAAAGAACCUCUUCUCGACUGGCGUAUGCAUGUCAAUCGAUUUAUCAAUCGUCUUAAAGGAUAA
Molecule: messenger RNA, 738 nt
Organism: Mycetomoellerius zeteki
Lineage: Eukaryota; Metazoa; Arthropoda; Insecta; Hymenoptera; Formicidae
Exons: 1
Coding region: 1-738 (245 amino acids)
Molecular function (GO): nucleic acid binding; zinc ion binding
Source: RefSeq, a predicted model, not a curated record